AUGUCCUCUCAUCCAGCAGGCAGGACACCCACCAGUCCCCUGUACCCCACCAUGUCCUCUCAUCCAGCAGGCAGGACACCCACCAGUCCCCUGUACAGCAUGUCUCUCAUCCAGCCGGCAGGACACCCACCAUCCCCUGUACCCAACCAUGUCCUCUCAUCCAGCAGGCAGGACACCCACCAGUCCCCUGUACCCCACCAUAUCCUCUCAUCCAGCAGGCAGGACACCCACCAGUCCCCUCCGGCAGGACACCACCAGUCCCCUGUACCCCAGCAUGUCCUCUCAUCCAGCCGGCAGGACACCCACCAGUCCCCUGUACCCCAGCAUAUCCUCUCAUCCAGCCGGCAGGACACCCACCAGUCCCCUGUACCCCACCAUGUCCUCUCAUCCAGCGGCAGGACACCCACCAGUCCCUGUACCCCGAGUAUGUCCCUCAUCCAGCAGGCAGGACACCCACCAGUCCCCUGUACCCCAGCCAUGUCCUCUCAUCCAGCAGGCAGGACACCCACCAGUCCCCUGUACCCCACCAUGCCUCUCAUCCAGCAGGCAGGACACCACCAGUCCCCUGUACCCCACCAUGUCCUCUCAUCCACAGGCAGGACCCCACCAGUCCCUUGUACCCACAUGUCUCUAUCCACGCAGGACACCCACCAGUCCCUGUACCCCAGCAUGUCCUCUAAUCCAGCCGGCAGGACACCCACCAGUCCCUCUGUACCCCACCAUAUCCUCUCAUCCAGCCGGCAGGACACCCCCAGUCCCCUGUACCCCACCAUAUCCUCUCAUAAGCGGCAGGACACCCACCAGUCCCCUGUACCCCACAUAUCCUCUCAUCCAGCGGCAGGACACCCACCAGUCCCCUGUACCCCACCAUGUCCUCUCAUCCCAGCAGGCAGGACACCACCUAGUCCCCUGUACACCAGCAUGUCCUCUCAUCCAGCAGGCAGGACACCACCCAGUCCCCUGUACCCCAGCAUGUCCUCUCAUCCAGCCGGAAGGAACACCACCAGUCCCCUGUACCCCAGCAUGUCCUCUCAUCCAGCAGGCAGGACACCCACCAGUCCCCUGUACCCAGCAUGUCCUCUCAUCCAGCCGCGGACACCCACCAGUCCCCUGUACCCCACCAUAUCCUCUCAUCCAGCCGGCAGGACACCUACCAGUCCCCUGUACCCCACCAUGUCCUCUCAUCCAGCCGGCAGGACACCCACCAGUCCCCUGUACCCCAGCAUGUCCUCUCAUCCAGCCGGCAGGACACCCACCAGUCCCCUGUACCCCACCAUAUCCUCUCAUCCAGCCGGCAGGACACCCACCAGUCCCCUGUACCCCACCAUGUCCUCUCUCAUCCAGCCGGCAGGACACCCACCAGUCCCUGUACCCCAGCAUGUCCUCUCAUCCAGCAGGCAGGACACCACCAGUCCCCUGUACCCCACCAUGUCCUCUCAUCCAGCAGGCAGGACACCCACCAGUCCCCUGUACCCCAGCAUGUCUCUCAUCCAGCAGGCAGGACACCCACCAGUCCCUGUACCCCACAUGUCCUCUCAUCCAGCAGGCAGGACACCCAUCAGUCCCCUGUACCCCAGCAUUCCUCUCAUCCAGCAGCAGGACAUCCACCUAGUCCCCUGUACCCCACCAUGUCCUCUCAUCCAGCAGGCAGGACACCACCAGUCCCCUGUACCCGCAAUGUCCUCUCAUCCAGCAGGCAGGACAUCCACCAGUCCCCUGUACCCCACCAUGUCCUUCAUCCAGCAGGCAGGACACCCACCAGUCCUGUACCCCAGCAUGUCCUCUCAUCCAGCCGGCAGGACACCCACCAGUCCCCUGUACCCCACCAUAUCCUCUCAUCAGCCGGCAGGACACCCACCAGUCCCUGUACCCACCAUGUCCUCUCAUCCAGCCGGCAGGACACCCACCAGUCCCCUGUACCCCAGCAUGUCCUCUCAUCCGCCGGAGGACACCCACCAGUCCCCUGUACCCCACCAUAUCCUCUAUCCAGCCGGCAGGACACCCACAGUCCCCUGUACCCCACCAUGUCCUCUCAUCCAGCCGGCAGGACACCCACCAGUCCCCUGUACCCCAGCAUGUCCUCUCAUCCAGCAGGCAGGACCACCCACCAGUCCCCUGUACCCACCAUGUCCUCUCAUCCAGCAGGCAGGACACCCACCAGUCCCCUGUACCCCAGCAUGUCCUCUCAUCCAGCAGGCAGGACACCCACCAGUCCCCUGUACCCCACCAUGUCCUCUCAUCCAGCAGGCAGGACACCCACCAGUCCUGUACCCCAGCAUGUCCUCUCAUCCAGCAGGCAGGACCCACAGUCCCCUGUACCCCAGCAUGUCCUCUCAUCAGCAGGCAGGACACCACCAGUCCCCUGUACCCCAGUAUGUCCUCUCAUCCAGCAGGCAGACAUCCACCAGUCCCCUGUACCCCAGCAUGUCCUCUCAUCAGCAGGCAGGACACCCACCAGUCCCCUGUACCCAACAUGUCCUCUCAUCCAGCAGGCAGGACACCCACCAGUCCCCUGUACCCCAGCAUGUCCUCUCAUCCUGGGUUGUUAGUAUUCAUGGGCAUAAUGCUGCCUCCCUGGGGAUGGAGAGAGAGUUCCCUCCCUCCCUUCCUUCCCCCAGGCAGCCUCUGUCACCUGGGCAGCAGCUGGACGAGGCAGCCCCCUUCUCUGCCCACUGUGCUCAUGCCAGGCUCACAACCUCUGAGGAGGUGGCAGUGAUGCCAG
Salvelinus sp. IW2-2015 is the source of this 2722-nucleotide messenger RNA. Lineage: Eukaryota; Metazoa; Chordata; Actinopteri; Salmoniformes; Salmonidae. The record is from RefSeq and is a predicted model, not a curated record.